Xenopus tropicalis (tropical clawed frog) is the source of this 4000-nucleotide messenger RNA. RefSeq names its product protein interacting with cyclin A1 (gene proca1). NCBI's taxonomy places the organism in Eukaryota, Metazoa, Chordata, Amphibia, Anura, Pipidae. The record is from RefSeq and is a predicted model, not a curated record. Gene Ontology annotation, molecular function: A2-type glycerophospholipase activity. Gene Ontology annotation, cellular component: extracellular region. The transcript is spliced from 4 exons. The annotation marks the transcript as partial. Gene Ontology annotation, biological process: phospholipid metabolic process; arachidonate secretion.
GCUGGCGCUAAUGGAGAGCUUAAUUAUGCAUCAAGUGUGAAGCGAUCUCCUGCCGCUGAUAGCAUCAAGUCCCUCCUCUUUAAUGUCACUAUCAGACCACCUUGCAGAGCCCAAUAUAAAGCCGCCGAGUUGUGCGACUUGUCGCUGUCUCCUGGCCGUGGUGCUGAACUGGCACAAAGCAUGUGGGAGAUCCCGGCUCUGCUGAUAGGCAGCGUUAUGUGCGCGGUGACUGGGGUCCGGCUGGAGGGCAAAGCCUGCGCUCUCCUGUCCUAUCAGGGCCACUUCACCCACUACCAGGUGACAGACGGCAGGGAGCUGGUGAGCUCCACCUGGGACAGCGACAGUCGCUUGCUCUCUUGUUCUGUGAGUGAGGAUGAGGAGGAGGUUGGCUCGUUAUUCUCCAGGUGUAGCAGAAAGUCGCAGCAAGGCGCAGGGGCUGUGGGAUUGGAAGAGUUUGCCGGAGCCAAAUUGGCUUGUGAGUUUUCCCUGCGUGCGGCUGAGUCCGGCGGUCAGACAACCCCCGCGGAGCCGGAACUGCGCAGGGUGAAGCGCGGAUUCACUUAUCCCGGGACCCUGUGGUGCGGAGCGGGAAACAACGCGGAGACCUUUGAGGAUCUAGGUGAACAUACAGCAACUGAUGCUUGCUGUCGGACACAUGAUCACUGCGCGCAUGUCAUCCAUCCAUUUUCAUACCGCUAUGGCUACAGAAACUACUUGUGGCACACCAUCAGCCACUGUCAGUGUGACACGCAAUUUAAAGACUGCCUCCGAAGGGUGAAUGACACUGCAUCGCGGGUUGUGGGACAGGCGUUCUACAAUGUCAUCAAGGUUCCAUGCUUUGAGUUUAUGUACAAAAGCCAGUGUGUGGAAAGGUAUUGGUAUGGCUGGUGUAAGACGUACAAUAAUGAAAGUGUGGCUGUUCCCAAAGAUUCUGGUUUAUAUGAUUUUGGGGGAGAUCUCAUUGACCAAGUUUCCAAUGAGAAGGAAGAGAGUCCCACCCAAGCGCCAGCCGAGCAGCCCACGCUGGGACAGGUUAUGCAAGCCACAGAAGACCUACUGAAACUCAUGAUGACCGUGAGCCCAAGCACAUCAUCUGAUCUUUCUAAGGUUGAAGAAACCAAAAAGAAGGAGAAGAAGAAAGACAAGAAGAAGAAAAAGAAGAAGGAAAGAAAGCAUAAAAAGGGUAAAGGCCUUAAAGGAAAAAAGAAAGGCCAGUCUCAAAAUCAGGACAAAGAAACUCCUGGCAAAGACCUCUGGGGAGAAAAUAUCGGCAAGAACGAGGGCAUAUUGCCUGUUAACCAAGCACUUGAUCAAGUACUGGACCUUGGAAGGAAACAAGAUGACUUCAAUGAUGUUCUAAAUGAUGAACCUGCCAGAAACGCAGCUCCUACACUGCAUAGCUCCAUUAUUCCUGUAACCAGCUUUGAGUAUCUAAAGAGUAUAACGAAGUCGCUGUCGCUUGUAUCCAAACCUUACACUGAGAACCCACAGAAGAAGAAAAGCAGGCAGGGACGAAAGGGAAAAAGAGAGAGGAAAAAGAAAUCCCAAACGGUGGCCCCAGUCUUAGAGAUGUUACAUUAGUCCCACUGUCUCCGCAGCUGAAUGGGUUUCUGGUAGUCUGGCACUCACAGAGCCAUUGGUCCUUAAACAGAAGCAUCGCAAAAUAUUAACCUCCUUGCUGCUACCAGUGUGCCUCCAUAAUCAGUAGAAUUACUGCCAAUCAUGCAAUCAUCCACCCGCUGCCCCUAUACAAUGUGUUCCUCAUAUCCCUACUAUUGCCUAUAAAUUCCUAUUAAGCCAAGGAGAUGGAGCUACUGUGUAUGUUUCCUGUAUGAGUUGGCUUUAAGGACACUUUUUUCCAGACCAUUAGGGUUUAUAGACCUUGUGGGGUCAAUUUAUAUUCCUGUUGAAAACCAAAGAAGUAGUAGAAACCGUUUAAUAAAUACUUUUUUAAGGUUAAUAUACUGUAUAGAGGAGGGCUGCAUCAAUUAUUAAGGGGGGGGGGUUGUUGGCGUAUGAUGAAAGGGAUACUAUCAUCUCAAACAGAUAAAUAUACACUCCUGAACAAUUUGUAAUGUUUUAUUAGAGAAAAUGUAUUUAUUGAGAUUUGUAUUGUCUGUACAGCAGCCAGUUAAAUGGGGUUAUGUAAUAAAAAAAGUCACUAAGUUUGCACAAGGGCAGUAACCCAUAGUAACCAAUCAGCAGUAAGCAUCUUAUUGGUUGCUAUGGGUUACUGCUCCUGGGCAAACUUGGUGCCUUUUAUUACAUAUGGGGUAAGUCUGCAGCAACAAGUAAAGGCAUACUAUAAUCAGAAGGUUCUAACUAUUCUUGGGUGGGGACAGAGUAAACUAUAAUCACAUCAAUGAGAAAUAGUGAAUUGGUCCAUGUAUAUCAGGAAAUUUAUAAGGAAAAAUCAUGGACUAUUUUUUAUAGGGCAAUGGCAGUUUGGGGUCUUUUUGGGAACGGUGGGAACUCUCUCUUCUGAAAGACGGUCUGGUCUUGCACCAUUUGGCAAGAAGAGGGGAUGGGCCUGGCGCCUAGGGCAGUGCCUUACAGAAAUACAGCCCUGCUAUCCGUUCUUCAUGACCUGCCUGCAGGCCCAGGUAGGAGGGUGACAUUUUUUACCGGAGGCUACCAAUAAAUGGCUUGUGGAACUUAUAAUUAUAUAUGAAUAUACAGGUAUGGGAUCUGUUAUCUGGAAACAAGUUAUCCAGAAAGCUCCAAAUUACAGGAAAGCCCUCUCCCAUACACUCCAUACUAAUCAAAUAAUUCUAAUUUUUAAAUAUUUCCUUUUUCUCUGUAAUAAUAAAACAGUACCUGUACUUGAUCCCAACUAAGAUAUAAUUACCCCUUAUUGGGGGCAGAACAGCCCUAUUGGGUUUAUUUAAUGGUUAAAUUAUUCCCUUUUCUCUGUAAUAAUAAAACAGUACCUUGUACUUGAUCCCAACUAAGAUAUGAUUAAUCCUUAUUGGGGGCAAAACAAUCUUAUUGGAUGGAGAUCCAAAUUACAGAAACUUCCCUUAAUUGGAAACCCCCAGGUAUGAAGCAUUCUGAAUAACAGGUCCCAUACCUGUAUAUUAAUGGCAGAGAUUGCCAAUGUUGUUUGAAAGUGACACAGGCCAAGAUGGGGCCUGGGAACGUUACAUUCUGCCUUAGUUAGUCCUUACCUUUGAAAUCGCUAGAGGCUCAUUUUAAUUUGCAUGAUCUUCGGACGGAAAGGUCAUUGGAAGAGACAAACCAUUUAUUUUGAUGGUAGUAUCCCUUUUAAAGAAACAAAAAACUUAAGUUCUGCCUAAUGUAAUUCUAAGCAUAAUUCUAAUUUAUAUUCAUUAGACAUUUUCACUGGUUGUAAAGUUGUGUGUAAAUGUAAUGGGAAGCUGUGUUUCUCUGUCCCUCUCUGAGCAGCUGGUUUUGACUCUUAGAACAAUGUAGCAGAAGUCAGCACUUAAUUUCCCACAAUGCCUUCCAUGCUUCUUCUUGUUAGCAGCUAAUUUAUUACUUUCAAUAGACAGAACCAGUAGCCAAGACUGACACUGCUAUCAAAAGCAAUUGGGUACACUUUUAAAGAAACAAAAUAUAAAAAAAAAAAGGAUUUCCUUGAUGGAAGACAGGGGAAGUGGUAUAUCAAUCACUAAGGGACCAAGUCAUUUUGUAGUGCUUGGGGGGUGGACAGGGGUACAAAAUGACAGAAGUCUUGCAGCUCUUAACACCUUCCUGGCCCAAGGAGAAGGUUUGGCACAGUCACUAUAUUUCUUUGGCUUCUAAACAUGCACAAACAAUAGAUCAACUCUGCCACAAACUAUCUAUAAAAUUCAUGUGCAGCAGGGCUGAUUAGCAGUGCCAUUGGUAGUUAUUUCUGCACUGUGUGGAUGCAUACAAACCAGGCCAUACGAGUUGAUUAAUAAGCUACUCUGCAUCAUAUAGGUUUUAUAUGUUGGUUUCUAAACUGCUAAAGGUGAAACCUUGCAAUCCAGAUUAAUAAAGGUUAAAACAUCGAAAA